AUGGCCAAGUUAGUGAGCCAUACCAAAAAAAAGAAGUACUGCAGUGCAAAAGCAAGGCAUCCGUGGACCAAAGAUCGCCGGGUGAUGUUGGUCAUGUCCAACGAAUGGAAGAAGUGGAACAUCAUCCACCUGCUUCCCACAAAGAAGCAAGUGCCUUUGCAAUUUGAUUUGUGUAAUCAUAUUGCAUCAGGCAAGAAAUGUCAGUACGUUGGGAAUUGCUCCUUUGCCCACAGUCAAGAAGAGUGGGAAAUGUGGACUUAUAUGAAGGAGAAUGGCAUUCAAGACAUGGAACAGCUCUAUGAAAUGUGGCUGAAGAGCCAGAAGCCAGAAAAGGGGGAGGAUCAAGCUGCUCAAGCCAACAAGGAGAAUGGGAAGCAAAUCCACAUGCCAACAGAUUAUGCCGAGGUUACAGUCGACUUCCACUGCUGGAUGUGUGGGAAGAAUUGCAACAGCGAGAAACAGUGGCAAGGGCAUAUCUCCUUGGAAAAGCAUAAAGAGAAAGUAUUCCACAUGGAGGACAACCCAAACCGUUGGCAGCAUCGUUUCCCAACAGGCUGUUUCAGCAUAUGUGAAAGAUAUAUACCCAGUUCGUGCACCGAAGGCAACAACUGUAAGUUUUCCCCCGAGCUCCGCGAAUGGGAGGAGUGGAAGCAGGUCCUAAGGAUGAAGUUCAGCAAAGCCAGGAAGGACCACUUGAUCGCUCCAGUAUGUAAGUGCUGGUUCUCAUUUCUCCAAAGAGCCAGUCCUUAUCCUCAGGCUUCAUAA
Molecule: messenger RNA, 765 nt
Organism: Sceloporus undulatus (fence lizard)
Lineage: Eukaryota; Metazoa; Chordata; Lepidosauria; Squamata; Phrynosomatidae
Product: zinc finger CCCH domain-containing protein 7A-like
Exons: 1
Coding region: 1-765 (254 amino acids)
Biological process (GO): miRNA processing
Molecular function (GO): miRNA binding; metal ion binding
Source: RefSeq, a predicted model, not a curated record